Molecule: messenger RNA, 697 nt
Organism: Dentiscutata erythropus
Lineage: Eukaryota; Fungi; Glomeromycota; Glomeromycetes; Diversisporales; Gigasporaceae
Source: the annotation of a GenBank genome assembly
GAAUAAAUUAAAUAUUAAGGAAGCUAUUGAUUAUGUAGCAGCUUCAUGGGAUGAAGUAGAUGAGUCAACAAUGGCAAAUUGUUGGAUGAAAACUGGUAUUUUACUCUUGAUAUCAAAUGAUGACAUUGAACUUGCACAAAAUAUGUACUUAGAAUCAAUUAAAUAUAAAGAAGGUAAAAUAUAUGAAUUAGUGGUUGAUCUUACUGAAGAUACAGUUGUACAAGAAAUAGAUAUAUAUAGAGAAGUUAAUCAAAUUUAUAUUCCUACAGAAGAAACACUUAAUAAUACCCAGAUUGUUAAAACUAUAUUAGCAGAACAAUUAGAAUACGGACAGGGUGAUCCAGAUGAUUCUAACAAAGAACUACCAAAAAGCACUAUUUCUAAAGGAAUAAGUGAGUUGAAAACUUUUAUAUUGUUUGCUAAACAACAAAUGUGUGAUGAUUUCUUUUUCAAUAAUAAUGAUUUAAAAGUAUUUCGUAAAUACUUACUAUUAAUGAAGCGAAAAAUUACAGAGUCUUUAAACCAAAAACCUAUUACAGAGUUUUUUAAAACAGCAGAUCAAAGUAUGACUAUUAAUGACAAUAAUGUUUUUAAUGAACCAGCAUUUUUUAAUAGUGGUAAUGUUUUUUCUGAUAAUAAUAAUUUCUUUGGUGGUAAUAAAUUUUCUGAUACCAAUAAUUUUUCUAUUAUUAAAUAG